Lathyrus oleraceus (garden pea) is the source of this 747-nucleotide messenger RNA. Its product is annotated as organelle RRM domain-containing protein 6, chloroplastic. NCBI's taxonomy places the organism in Eukaryota, Viridiplantae, Streptophyta, Magnoliopsida, Fabales, Fabaceae. The transcript has 4 exons. Gene Ontology annotation, cellular component: chloroplast. Bases 44 to 610 code for a protein of 188 amino acids. Gene Ontology annotation, biological process: cytidine to uridine editing; chloroplast mRNA modification. Gene Ontology annotation, molecular function: RNA binding. The record is from RefSeq and is a predicted model, not a curated record.
AAAAACUUAACUCUUUCUUAGUUUCCUUGGCAUUGCAAAAGAAAUGGUUACUCCUACUGCUAUGACUAACAUUCUUGUUGGAGUACCUUCUCUUUCUCUUCCUUCAUUUCACUUGCCAAAUUCAAAUAUUUUCACUCUCAACUCCAAAAUUAAGACCCUAAACCAUAAACUUCAUCUCAAUUUCUCACAAACCAACCACACAACAACCCUAUUUCCAUCUUCCUUAUCAUCAUCAAAAUCACUCAGAAACAGAACUAGUUGUUACGUGUUGUCUUGUCUUCCUCCUGCUUCUGAGUCCUCAUCCUCCAAUACUACACCCUCUUCUACUUCAACUAGGCUAUAUGUCAGUGGGCUAUCAUUUCGAACAACGGAAGAGAGCUUGCGAAAUGCAUUUAAGAAUUUCGGUCAACUUGUGGAAGUCAAUCUUGUGAUGGAUAAAGUUGCGAAUAGACCAAGAGGGUUUGCUUUUCUUCGUUAUGAAAACGCAGAGGGAUCCAACAAGGCUAUAGAAGGAAUGCAUGGAAAGUUCCUGGAUGGCAGAGUCAUAUUUGUGGAAGUCGCCAAACCAAGAUCAAAGCAACGACAAAGACUCAAUCAGAACACUAUGUAAUCAUAGUAAACUUCCAUGUUAUAUGAAACAACUUCAUCCGUGUUUUGUCUACUUCUGUAAUAAAUUUUGCUGUAAUACCUUUUGUUGUUACAUUAGUGUAUUUGAAGAGAUUACAAAGAAUUCCCCUUUUUCUGUAA